Messenger RNA from Mizuhopecten yessoensis (Yesso scallop), 2802 nucleotides. RefSeq lists its product as uncharacterized. The transcript is spliced from 3 exons. The record is from RefSeq and is a predicted model, not a curated record. Bases 498 to 2024 code for a protein of 508 amino acids. NCBI's taxonomy places the organism in Eukaryota, Metazoa, Mollusca, Bivalvia, Pectinida, Pectinidae.
UAUAUACAUUGAUUCGAGUCUAUCAGAUUAGGUAGAAAAUAGUAUAGCUUAAAUGCCUGAAGCUGUCACAAUAGACCAGCGCCCAGUGUUUCUGUAUAUUGACUGUGUUUGGUGUGCGAGUCUUUCAUAACAAGACCGGGUAUCGCGCGAGCGGGCUGGUGUGCUAGAUAUGUGACAGUUAUUUAGUCUGACAUGGUGUUGAGACUUCUACAGUUUUAAAUGAUAAUGUUGUGAUACCUUAUGCGCAUACUGGUGUUCUGGCGUAGGAUUAUUACAAACGUUUGGACGUUCAGUAUUUUCGAAAAAAACACCUGUCUGUAAUGUUAUUGCGGUGAUACUUGAUGCGUAUUUUGGUGUCAUGUACGUUUCGUGAUUAAUUUAUAGAACGGCGUGAUACCAUAGUGAUAUCAUUACUUUGGUAUUCUGGAAUAUGAUAGUUUAAUACAAACAUUAUAGAAUUCUAUAUUUUUGGAUGUGAUACUCCAAUAGUUUUCAAAAUGUUGGACCAACCUCAGCGUUGGGCUACUUUGACAAACUUCGGAAAUAUUCCGAGUAUGAAAGAGGCUUUGUUGAGCAGACAACAGUCAGAUCGUAGAAUAUUGAACAUGAAGCUAAAACAAAGAGCUUUAACAGGCAAACCACAAAACAAAAGAUUUGUAUCGUCUGCUUCUACCUUCCAGGGGCGGGAACCACGGCGGUAUCCGAUGGAGUUCUCUAGGGAUGACUCGACAAGAGCGGGGAAACAGCACCAAGCUCUCCGUAAACAGUUAGAACAGCGAGUUCAUAGUGCAAAGAUAGACAGUGGCAGUCUGAGGCAAUACAGUCUUCACUUGUUCGACAGUGUUGUUCAGAAUUUCAACAAAAAUGAUUCAAAUAACAAACAAAAACAAAAACCAAAGAAACAACCGUGUAUGUCCAAUAAGAAUGACGAUGAAGAAAAAGAGAAGAAAAUCAUCAGACCACAGACGGCUGUUCACAAUGGACCUUCUCACGAUGGCAGUCUCCUGUACAACAAACGAGGGAAGGUGUUGAACUCUAUAAGACUAAGGCCACAGUCGGAGCCUGUGUGUAGGUAUAAUCACGAAAAGGGAAAGAUCGUACCGCCAGAGAUACAGAGGACAUUGUGUCAGAGUAACAGUGAAUUCCGUGUGCUGACCACACCUAUGUCAGUCCAUCCUCCGUCCCCAAGAUCAAGGUCAUCUUCAAUUAGCGACUUCAAGCUCGUGCCAUUAAAUGGAACCGGAAGUGUUUCUGAAAUAUCCUCAAUCCAUGAUUUCAACACUGAUGGGGCUGUCCGUGUAGAACUAAACAGCGAGAAUGGGUUUGAUGAGAUAGACGAGUUAGAGACAUCUCGAACCUCGUCACAAAUAUCCAAUGACAUUGCUUUUCGAACGAGGAAUAUGCCCUCAGGUACUGUCCACUUUUACUCACUGGAGUAUGAAAGUUCAGUAGAAGAAUCAAUCCCGGAUGUACCAACACUAGCCGAGGUAAAACCACCACCUCCGCCUCCGGAAGAGCCUAAGGCCAAAGCGAAAAAGGGCAAACAAAGGUUGAAAUUUCUAGCAAAGUCCAUGGCAAGUGCCAAAAAGAAGAAGGAAGCGGAACCCUCUCCUCCUCCUCCACCGGAACCGGUAGUAGUCAAGGAACCGGAAGUCAAAAAACCCUUGAGAGGACCUAAGUGUUGGGUAGAUGACGCAACUGUGACAAGCGAAUGUGACGAUAAGGCUGAAAAUGAGCAGACGACAACAACGGACGGCAACCGUCCAGUCUCUGCAGCCAAAUCAAUCCUGGAAAAACGUGCGACGGACACUCCAGAACCGAUAAAUAACGCCGUAGUGCAGCAGGAUCAGGCGGAACAUGCUGCACUAAUUGACUCCGAUGUAGAGGGCGCUGACGAAGGCCCUUCUUACUUACCAAAGUUUUUAUGCCCAAGUUCCGUCCGGAAAUCUAAGCACGCCGCUGUCAAAGACUGGUUAGCUACUACGAACUUCAGCCGCGCUGAUAGGUCGGUCCCAUUAUUAUGAUGCCUGUCCCGAUAUUGAUAGUGAAUUGUAGAUUCCGUUAUAAUGUUAGCAUGUCGUACUCCUGAGAACAUCUGUCUAAAUCAGCGAGUCGAACUCAAAUGUGUGUUUCAUUAUUAUGGUAGCGAGUUGCACAUCGUAUUAAAGACUGCAAACGUACAUGGACGUUAUUAUGGUAGCGAGUCGUGCUCAAGGCCGGAUUACAUUAAAAGUUAUGGUGGCGAGCUUUACUCGAGGUUUUUUUCAAAAACUUUAUUACGGUGAAUUUGUUCCAAGGUGCAUGUUGCCAUCAAAGACAUGAUCGCAAUAAUAAUUAAGGUCAUAACGUUACCCAUUUCUACUGUAGUUGGGUAUAUUUGUUUUGACAAUAUCUCACUUAGGUUAAAAAUAUACAUGUAAUACGAAAAGCAUUUUUUCGCAUGCUUGAGAAAAAAAAUUGUAAACUGCAAUAAAAUUCAUGUUAUCUUAACGAAAGUCUGUAUCUUUUAUUAAGAUUUACAAAGCAUGGCGUUGUUUUCACUUGCAUGAGAACUAUUUUCAUAUGAAUGUAUAAUGCAGGUCUUAGAGCGUUAAUUUUAAAUAUCUGUUAUUUCUUCCAUAUUCAUACACGGAAAAUUAAAGGUUACAUACUGUAUGCCUUUUCGUGGAUUUUCAUUAGAAAUUAUUCCCAGUAACAACUCAGAAAAGCCUAAACAUACAGUAACAAAACCAUGACCGGUAGCACAAUUAUUAAUGGGCACAGGGAUCAAAACCCCGUAGCGGAGCAAAGACGCUUUCGACA